Dichomitus squalens LYAD-421 SS1 is the source of this 2595-nucleotide messenger RNA. RefSeq lists its product as uncharacterized. Lineage: Eukaryota; Fungi; Basidiomycota; Agaricomycetes; Polyporales; Polyporaceae. The coding region runs from base 82 to 2169 and encodes 695 amino acids. The transcript is spliced from 2 exons. The record is from RefSeq and is a predicted model, not a curated record.
ACCUGUCCAGACUUCACUGCGUACGCCAUCUGUUGCAGAUAAAGCUCCCAUUUUACAAUUUUCUGUACGUGACUUGACGCCAUGCGCGUGCUCGAGACGUCGACGGGUCGAUUCGUCGAUGUCAAUCCUAUUGAAGUCGAGUACGCCAUUCUAUCCCACACCUGGAGCGAAGCGGGGGAGCAGUCGUACCAGGACGUGAUCCAAUUGCACAAGUCCUUGGAGCGCAGGAGGGCGUCCAUCAUCCGAAUGGCGUACGCUGAAGUGACUUGGCGGUUCCUGGUCGCGCUGACGUUCCUCCUCCACCUCCUUUGCAUCGCGAUCAGCAGUCGCCAUUUGACGAGCCCCAUGCUCUGCUACGUGCGCGAGCCGGGAAGGACACGCGUAGCGAGAGCCCUGAGGCGGUACGUCGAGUGGCUGAAGAUCGUGACAUCUCUCUGCCGUCCCCUGGACACGAUCCUGGACAACCCCAUGCUAUCGGAGAAGAUCAGGAAGGCGUGCGGCGUUGCACGAGCCCAUGGGCACAGUCUCAUCUGGAUCGACUCGUGCUGUAUCGACAAAACGAGCAGUUCGGAGUUAUCAGAGGCCAUCAACUCCAUGUACUCCUGGUAUCGCUACGCGUCUGUGUGCUACGCGCACCUUGCAGAUGUUCCGGACGGCACUGUUGUCACGCAGGGCAGCGCCAACGAGGUGUUUCGCCAAAGCAGAUGGUUCAGGCGAGGCUGGACAUUGCAGGAACUUAUCGCUCCUCGCAUUGUGAUCUUCGUCUCUGCGCAGUGGACUUUCCUUGGGUCGCGCUUUGCCUUGGCAGACCUCUUACAGGACAUCACGGGUAUAGACAGUCAUGUCUUGACCCGUCAGCUGGAGCCAAAAGACUUUCCCGUUGCAGUCCGUAUGGGCUGGGCCGCCUGCAGAAAGACAACGCGGGUAGAGGACGAAGCAUACGCACUGCUUGGUGUCUUUGGCCUUCACAUGCAACCCAUGUAUGGAGAGGGCGAGCGUGCGUUCAUCCGGCUCCAGGAAGAGAUUCUGAAGCGAAUCCCGGAUGCAACCCUUUUCGCAUGGGGGCGGACGAUGCACUCCACCAUGGCUCUCUACAUGGACGGAGAAGACAAGUUCGCUGAGAACUGUCAAGGAUACGGUCCACCCCUUCUUUCCGCUGCCUUUGAUCGUGAAACGAGCUUCUUUGCGCGUUCACCCUCUUCCUACCAGAAGCGCGGUUCACGUUCAAGAUAUUCCCCUAUCUCUCAGGAGACCCUGCUCGCCAGACUGGGGCUCAGUGAUGGCAGUGCCUAUCCUUUCACGGACUACGCAGAAACGCCUUGCGGGACUCGCCUACACAUGCCGCUCAUCGCGAUCGAUCCUGAACCGAUGUCACGCUUCCUCAGCAGCUACGGCGACGACAGCUUCCUUGCCAUCCUCGCGGUAGAGUCCGAUGACCAUCCGGGAUAUCUCAUCGCGCGGCCUUGCUUCGCUCGGAUCCCAGGACCCUCGAGAACUAUACGAAUUCUCCGACCAGGCCAUAUCACAGUCCACCGACGUACGCCUACGUCCUGGAGUGGAGGAGCUCGGGAGACAACCUCUUCAUUCGACAUAAUCCCUAUCAAUCCUAAUGACAUCGAGCGCUAUCGCUCGGACAUGUGCUGCGAGCCUAUACACAUUCCGAACGCCAGGCCUCUACCAUCCUUCUUAGGCUCGGCACAUGGCUACAAUGCCGAAGAGGCGAAUGUCGCGCUAUCGCCGUGUAGCGCUACGAUUCUCCGGACGCAGGGAUACUCGAUCAUGGAGCGUGAUCUAGAUCUACACGACUCCGAGGAUGGGGCUACACGCCGCGCUCUCAUAGAGUUGUCAAGAGAUGACGAGGUUAUUUCCAUCGAAUACGAGUACCGCAUGCGCACCCAGUCCGGACCACAUAUGCGAGCCGACGUCCAGGCGGCGCGUUUUCCGUGGGCGAUAUCUCUGAGUGGUCGUAACCCCCGACUACCACUGUUCAAGCCAGGAAAGCAAAUACGAGGACUACGCUCACCGACAUCCUUCGUCGUCAACGGCCCAGCAGGCGAACACGCCUUGGUGCAUCUGACUCUGGAGUCCUCGUUUAAGUGUCCAGCGCAAUGGCUCUUGGAUGUCGAGGUGACGGGAGCCGCUAUCCUUGGAAGGUGGGGAUACAGUUGAUGUGCUGGCUGUGCGGUUCUGGGGUGGUCUGCCGAGAGGACUCAAGAACGCCGAAAAGGAUCGGCUGGCCAAAUGUGGAGAUGCUGUAGGGCUUAGACUGCAUGUUCCUAGUGACGCUCGUCUGCCUUAGCUUUGGCUCUUGCAGAAUGUAGGGAAUACAGUCACAUGGCUUGUCGAGCUAGAGGAGGUGCGUCAGCGAGAACCGUCUUGGUCUCUGAAUGAAGGUGGCUGUCACCGCAGCAUGUCGUGUGGCACGAGCGGACGUAACGCACGCGGUUUGAAGCACUUUAGGGCUAUAGAAGAAACCGGCUUCUCAUCUGUAGCAAUAGAGGAGUAUUUGAGCACAUGUGCAUCGGUGUAGAUGUUGGACCCGUCGCCCCGAACCUAGUCUGCUCUUAUACCAGGAAGUAAGACUGAUGGAUUUGG